AUUCGUCAUUGACCGAUCGAUUUGUGAUUAAAGUGAACGAUGAAUGACUGAACAGUUCACCUAGAUGAACGAGAAUAAAUUCUAUGAUUCGGAGAGUCAGAGGGAUUCUUAUCGUCAACCGUUGGGUAUUCAGUAUACCUUAAUUCGUGAUUUAAUUGAUAACACAUGUUAAAGGCCACACUCUCAUACUUCUGGUUAUGACCACUAAUAGGAGCGCUGCUUUCGUGAUAAGGGUACCGAAAAUCUACUGUUGAGUAGUUCUCGUGUCGCGCCGCCGUAAAUGACCGUCUUGCAAUCCCACGUGCGUAUCCUGGCAAUUAUUAAUAACCUUAAACAUAAGUAAACAACGGUAUCACUCUGCUGUUGCCAUUUGAAGUGAUCGUUGAUGUGAUUCCGCCGUUUUUCUCAAGCACUAUGACCGAAGACAAAAUCCUGAAAGAGUCCACGACCACCGCCGCUGAAAAAGUUCCCUACUCCACAAGAAUAAAGUUUCUCAAUGAAAUCGCUAAACCUUUGGCGUCCAAAGCACUCACGAAAAAACUCUACAAACUCGUUAAGAAAGCACACAAAGAAAAAACUUAUUUAAGAGUAGGAUUGAAAGAAGUUCAAAGAAGAAUCAGGAGAGGCGAAACUGGCAUUGUAGUUUUUGCUGGUGAUGUUUCACCAAUUGACAUCAUGAGCCAUUUACCAGGAGUGUGUGAGACUAAAAAUCUGCCAUACUGUUAUGUGCCAUCACGUGAAGAUUUAGGAUCUGCAAUGGGUGUUAAACGUUCAGCAGUAGUAGUACUUAUAAAAAAAUUUGAAAGCUAUGCAGAUUUAUUUGAUGAAUGCCUAAGUGAAGUUAAAGCAUUACCAUACGACUUUUAAAUUUUAAUAAAUAAGAAUUGUAUGUAACUAUAAUAAUAUAAGUAUAAUAAUCUUCAUACAUUUUUAAAAAUAAAAUUUGUAAUAAUAUUCAUAUUAAAUAUAUAUAUAUAUAUAAUUAUCACCGAUAUGUGUCACUGCUUAAUGAAAAGUGUAUAAGAGAAUGAUUAAAGUACAUGUUACAAUCACUCCACCUAUAAUAAAGGAAUCACGUUUUUUACGCAUGUUAA
This is a messenger RNA of Sipha flava (yellow sugarcane aphid), 1094 nucleotides long. It is a transcript of the gene NHP2, whose product is annotated as H/ACA ribonucleoprotein complex subunit 2-like protein. The record is from RefSeq and is a predicted model, not a curated record. Lineage: Eukaryota; Metazoa; Arthropoda; Insecta; Hemiptera; Aphididae. The transcript is spliced from 3 exons. Gene Ontology annotation, molecular function: box H/ACA snoRNA binding. The coding region runs from base 415 to 867 and encodes 150 amino acids. Gene Ontology annotation, cellular component: box H/ACA snoRNP complex; nucleolus. Gene Ontology annotation, biological process: rRNA pseudouridine synthesis; snRNA pseudouridine synthesis.